AUGGUGUUGCAUAAGAGGCUAGAUUAUGGAUUCAAUGGCUAUGAGGGGCUUCCUAUACCUCGAGCUACAAGAUCACCAAGAAAGAGUGCUUUCAAGAAAAAUCAAAUAUCUUCCUUCGAUUUAUUGGCUGCAGUAGCUGGUAACCUUCUUCUUGAAAGUGGUGGGAAUUCUUCUUCCUCAAGUAACAACGCCAUAGGGGAUACUAAUGAAGAAGAUCAGUGUGCUGUUAAGAAAGAACUUCUUUAUGGACGCGAUCAAACGGUUGUAGAAGAGACUAACUGUGAUCAUGUUCAUGACAACAAUGCUGAGAGGAGAUUCUUUGUCUCCGAGAUCCUUCCAAAAUUUCAUAGAUCUCCAAGUCCUCCUAAAGAUUUCUAUUUUGGAUCUACCUCUGGUGUAACUUCUGAUUCCUCUGGCACCCAAGAAUUAGGUCAGAGUGUUUGUUUUAGGUCAGAGAUUAAUGAUAAGAUAUCAAUGCAUGGGAGUCUAAAUAAUUGUGAAACAAGGAAUGUUAUUGCCGAGAAUAAGCAUCAUAUAGGUAGUGGCUUCAAGAAACCGAUUCCUCCUUCGGUGUGCGCUGAUGAUAUAGAUUUACUCAAUGAUGAUGGCGAAAACUACUCAGCACGUUACACAACGAAAACAUUUAGGUCGACUCUUCGAAUAGGAGAUAAGAGAAUAAAGAAAGUUUUGGCUUCGAAGUAUUGUAAAGUCUCUUCAAAGCAGAAAGAGACAACGGUUACUAGUUCGGACUUAGACUUGAAGCCUGGUUACUACAACACGAAACAUUGUCUAAAAAGCUUAAGAUCAGAGAGGAGAUAUCCAAUCAAGAAAAGAAGAUACUUUGAUGGUUAUACAGCCUCACAAUCAGAAGAAACACCUCGAAAAGCUUCAGCUUUUAUGUCAACAAUAGCUUAUCAGAAGCAGCCAGCUUUACUAUCAAGAGAUACUCAUGUGAAACUUGGAAUCAAGUCAUUUAAAGUUCCUGAACUUUUCAUUGAGAUUCCAGAGACUGCUACCGUUGGUUCUCUAAAGAGGACAGUCUUGGAAGCUGUGACCACUAUACUUGAAGGUGGACUACGCGUAGGUGUUCUUGUUCAUGGGAAAAAAGUUAGAGACGACAAUAAAAUGCUUCUUCAGAGUGGAAUCUCUCUAGACACUCUUUCAGACACCUUAGGCUUUUGUCUUGAGCCAAACCCUCCACAAUCAGUAAAACCGCUGUCUCCUGAAGAUUCUGAUUUUGUGCGUCCAUGUAAUAUACCUCACACUCUAACAAGGUGUCUCCCAUCACAAGGAAAACAUGCUAAACCUAGUAACUCUGCAGAAAGUGACCUUGACUCCAAACCCUCUGCACCAAAUAGGGCUAAACCAGUCUACUCCAGAGCUUUGAUUCCUUUAGCUCCUCCUCUGCAUGCUCAGGCUUUAAACGUAGUCCCACCUCGGAAACCUAAGCGGUCUGAGGUGGCUCAGCGCAGAAUCCGUCGACCUUUCUCUGUUGCAGAAGUAGAGGUCCUUGUUCAAGCUGUGGAGAGACUUGGGACCGGAAGGUGGCGUGAUGUUAAGCUGCGAGCUUUUGAUAAUGCAAAGCACCGCACUUAUGUCGAUUUGAAGGACAAAUGGAAGACGCUGGUGCACACAGCAAGAAUCUCGCCGCAACAAAGGAGAGGUGAGCCAGUUCCACAGGAGCUCUUAGACAGGGUACUGAUGGCUCAUGCCUACUGGUCCCAGCAACAGGGGAAGCAGCAGUUUCUAGAGGGACCUCAAAAGCUCGAGACUAGUCUUGGUCUAUAG
Molecule: messenger RNA, 1788 nt
Organism: Eruca vesicaria subsp. sativa (arugula)
Lineage: Eukaryota; Viridiplantae; Streptophyta; Magnoliopsida; Brassicales; Brassicaceae
Source: the annotation of a GenBank genome assembly